Eurypyga helias (sunbittern) is the source of this 2672-nucleotide messenger RNA. It is a transcript of the gene UNC5B, whose product is annotated as unc-5 homolog B (C. elegans). Gene Ontology annotation, molecular function: netrin receptor activity; protein binding. The transcript has 16 exons. Lineage: Eukaryota; Metazoa; Chordata; Aves; Eurypygiformes; Eurypygidae. The record is from RefSeq and is a predicted model, not a curated record. The annotation marks the transcript as partial. Gene Ontology annotation, biological process: anterior/posterior axon guidance; netrin-activated signaling pathway. Gene Ontology annotation, cellular component: membrane.
GGCUGGAGUACAGCGACGUGCUGCCUGACUCCUUCCCCUCGGCCCCAGCGGAGACCCUCCCUCACUUUCUGCUGGAGCCACAGGACGCCUACAUCGUGAAGAACAAGCCGGUGGAGCUCGUCUGCCGCGCCAACCCUGCCACCCAGAUCUACUUCAAGUGCAACGGGGAGUGGGUCAACCAGAAUGACCACGUCACCAAGGAGAGCCUGGACGAGGUCACCGGGAUGCUGGUGCGGGAGGUGCAGAUCGAGGUCUCCCGGCAGCAGGUGGAGGAGCUCUUCGGCUUAGAAGAUUACUGGUGCCAGUGCGUGGCCUGGAGCUCGGCGGGCACCACCAAGAGUCACCGGGCGUACGUCCGCAUAGCGUACCUACGGAAGAACUUCGACCAGGAGCCGCUGGGCAAGGAGGUCCCGCUGGAACACGAGGUCCUGCUGCAGUGCCGCCCGCCCGAGGGGGUGCCGCAGGCAGAGGUGGAGUGGCUGAGAAAUGAGGAUGUCAUCGAUCCCACCCAGGACACCAACUUCCUGAUCACCAUCGAUCACAACCUCAUCAUCAAGCAGGCCCGGCUCUUGGACACUGCUAAUUACACCUGUAUGGCCAAGAACAUCGUGGCCAAGCGCCGGAGCACCACGGCCGCCGUCAUAGUCUAUGUGAACGGUGGCUGGUCCACCUGGUCCGAGUGGUCUCCUUGCAACAACCGCUGCGGCCGAGGCUGGCAGAAGCGCACCCGGACGUGCACCAACCCCGCGCCGCUCAACGGCGGCUCCUUCUGCGACGGGCAGCCUUUCCAGAAAAUCGCUUGCACCACCCUCUGCCCAGGUGCCGCCCCGGCCCCCCGCAACGGCGGCAAGGACUGCAGCGGCGUGCUGCUCGACUCCAAAAACUGCACCGACGGGCUCUGCCUCCAGAAUAAAAGAGUUCUAAGUGAACCCAAAAGCCACCUGCUGGAGGCCACAGGUGAUGUGGCCCUGUAUGCCGGGCUGGUGGUGGCCAUUUUUGUCUUCAUCGUGAUCCUUAUGGCUGUGGGGGUGGUGGUGUACCGGAGGAGAUGCCGGGAUUUCGACACGGACAUCACAGACUCAUCAGCCGCUCUGACCGGAGGCUUCCACCCCGUCAACUUCAAGACCUCCCGGCACGACAACCCCCAGCUGCUGCACCCCUCGAUGCAGCCCGACCUGACGGCCAGCGCGGGGGUGUACCGUGGCCCCAUGUAUGCCCUGCAAGACUCCUCUGACAAGAUCCCCAUGACCAACUCGCCCCUCCUCGACCCCCUCCCCAACCUCAAGAUCAAGGUGUACAACUCCUCCACCGCCUCCUCCUCGCCGGGGCUCCACGACGGGACAGACCUGCUCGGGGGGGUCCCCGCCACCGGCACGUACCCAGGGGACAACACCAGGGACGGUCACUUUGCGAACGUGCGGAGCAAAGCCCUGGGCUCCCAGCAUCUCCUGGCCCGGGAGCACGGCAACAGCGCCAGCGGCACAUUCGGCUACCUGGGGGGAAGGCUCACCAUCCCGGGCACUGGGGUGAGCCUGCUUGUGCCCCAUGGGGCCAUCCCGCAGGGGAAGUUCUACGAGAUGUACCUGGUCCUCAACAAGGCCGAGAGCGCCCUCCUGCCCUCCGAAGGCACGCAGACCGUGCUGAGCCCGGCGGUGACCUGCGGACCCACCGGCUUGCUCCUGUGCCGCCCCGUCGUCCUGACCAUUCCCCACUGCGCAGAGGUCGGCUCCUCGGAUUGGAUUUACCAACUGAAAACACAGUCCCACCAGGGAAACUGGGAGGAAGUUGUGACCCUGGAUGAGGAAACCCUCAACACUCCCUGCUACUGCCAGCUGGAAGCCAAGUCCUGCCAUGUUUUGCUAGACCAGCUUGGCACCUACGUCUUCGUGGGAGAGUCCUACUCCAGGUCAGCCAUCAAGAGGCUCCAGCUAGCCAUCUUUGCGCCCACCGUUUGCACCUCCUUGGAGUACAGCCUCAAGGUCUACUGCUUGGAGGACACGCCGGAUGCUCUGAAGGAGGUACUGGAGCUGGAGCGGACGCUGGGCGGGUAUCUGCUAGAGGAGCCCAAGCCCCUGCCCUUCAAGGACAGCUACCACAACCUCCGUCUCUCCAUCCACGACAUCCCCCACGCGCUGUGGAGGAGCAAGCUGCUGGCCAAAUACCAGGAAAUCCCCUUCUAUCACAUCUGGGGCGGCAGCCAGCGAGCCCUGCACUGCACCUUCACGCUGGAGAGGUACAGCCAGGCCUCCACCGAACUCACCUGCAAGAUCUGCGUCCGGCAGGUGGAAGGAGAAGGGCAGAUCUUCCAGCUCCACAUCACGCUGGGAGAGCAUGCCGGCUCCUUCGACACCCUCCGCUCCCACCACAGCGGUGCCACCACCCAGUUGGGACCCUACGCCUUCAAAAUCCCCCUCUCCAUCCGGCAGAAGAUCUGCAACAGCCUGGAUGCCCCUAACUCCAGGGGAAACGACUGGAGACUUCUCGCCCAGAAGCUUUCCAUGGACCGGUAUCUGAACUACUUUGCCACCAAAGCCAGCCCCACCGGGGUGCUCCUGGACUUGUGGGAAGCUGAGCACCAAGAUGACGGCGAUCUCAAUACCCUGGCCAGUGCCUUAGAAGAGAUGGGCAAGAGCGAGAUGCUGGUGGUCAUGGCCACAGAGGGGGACUGCUGA